CUGUUUUUUUUUUCAGGAUGAAUCCUUAACUCAUCUGCGAUGUCAGUGGGGGAAAAUGAUGGCAACCUCAAUUGGGAAGAAAUUAUCCAACAAAGUCUGUCGGGUGAGAAAUAUGGCAUCAUCGCCCUUUACAUUCCUGUCUUUCUCUCCGCUCUUGUUGCCAACUGUCUGGUUAUUAUAGUCGUUAUAAAGGACCAAUAUAUGAGGAGUGUGACCAAUUACUUUCUAGUGAAUUUGUCUGUUGCUGACCUCUUGGUGACAUUGAUCUGCAUGCCAAGGGCAGCCAUAGAAGCUUAUAAAUCGACUUAUGAUUUUGGUCGAUAUCCCUGUAAAAUAUCUUCAUAUUUACAAUGUGUUGCUGUAUCAUCCAGUAUAUUCACAAUAACCGCAAUGGCGCUGGAUCGGUACCUUGCUAUAGCAAAGCCGUUGGGUUUCUUCAACCGCUGCUUCAACAAGAAGACCACCACUAUAGUCAUCAUAUGCUUGUGGUCUUUCUCGUUGAUACUUCUAUUCCCCAUGUAUAUAAUUGUGGACUUACACAAUGAACAGUUUUCUUUUCCAAACGUUAAUAUAGAUAUAGCGCUCUGCUACGAGAAUUGGUCCAAAUUCAGUCUGAUAUCUAGAAAGAAUAUGGGCAUUAUAUGGUUCGUAUGCAUUUUCGCAAUACCAGGGGUAAUAAUGUUUUUUGGAUACUCCAUGAUGGGCAGAACAUUGUGUUCUUCGGCACCUCCAUUCGAUAACGAUGGGGCUUGUUAUAUGCAACAGAGAAACAGACUGAUCAGAAGCCGCAAAAGAGUAGCUUGUAUACUUCUCCUUCUUGCCUGCAUUUUUGCUAUUUGUUGGUUGCCUUACCACAUCAUGCUCCUGUGGAUGGACAUCAAUCAUAAAGUACACCUCAGUUCUAAAGAUGACCAUGAUGAUGCAGGUGAUUCUAUGGAGAUCAGAAAGUAUUUUCUUCUUCUUGGUCAUGCUAACUCCGCACUCAAUCCGAUCAUAUACUGUGCUUUAUCCAGAAGGUUCAGAAACUCCAUCAAAGAUCUUUUCGAUGUCAAAAUACAUUUCUCUAGGAAGAGGAAUCGCAUGCAGUGGGCCGACAGCAGUGGAUCAGCAAGUCAUCUAAACUACAUGCAACGUAUGAAAUCUUUGCCGGCCAACAACCAACACUACGCACUCUCCAGACUCAACUCAAGCCAAAGAACAACAAAAACUUGUGCUGUUUGAAAAUGUGUGUUACUUUAAGAGAAGCAAGUGUUAUGUAUGUUUUGCAUUGUAAUACUCAAUAUGUACCCAAAAUGAAUUGGACCAGUACUACUCUGGUAUAAAACAGUUAUAUUUUCGAUAUUUACAGAAAAUAUUCCACCUAAUUUCUGUAAUCAUUCAACAUUUUUUGAGGAGACGUCAUUUUGGAUUUGAUUUUUUUAUUAUAAUAUCAUAGAUUGAUGAAAACAUUGAAAACUCCUUAUCCAGUCUUCAAUAAAGAAGAUUCUUAUUAAUUUUUACUAGUAACUUCAUGGCAAAUAUAUAAUGAACUAAAAUUUACACAAUUUUUCAAUAAAACAACGGAGAUAAAGUUGAUCCUAGGAAAUAUUGUAUUGGCAUACUAUAAUUUUUUCAUCAAUUGAACGGGAAAAACAGUGUAAAAUCAAUUACAUCAAUUGAGUUUAAGACACACUUACUGUUAUUUUACCGCUAAUAUGAGUUAAUCUUGCUCAGGUAAUUGUGGUGUGAAUUUUUCCAUAAUUCUUCUCCAUAUCAUUUGCCAACUGUGACAAAAAAGGACAAGAUCAUUCCCAAUAUAAUUCUGCAUGU
Molecule: messenger RNA, 1809 nt
Organism: Harmonia axyridis
Lineage: Eukaryota; Metazoa; Arthropoda; Insecta; Coleoptera; Coccinellidae
Product: orexin receptor type 2-like
Exons: 6
Coding region: 40-1221 (393 amino acids)
Biological process (GO): G protein-coupled receptor signaling pathway
Cellular component (GO): membrane
Molecular function (GO): neuropeptide Y receptor activity
Source: RefSeq, a predicted model, not a curated record